This is a messenger RNA of Arabidopsis lyrata subsp. lyrata, 1472 nucleotides long. RefSeq names its product probable 2-oxoglutarate-dependent dioxygenase At3g49630. The record is from RefSeq and is a predicted model, not a curated record. Gene Ontology annotation, molecular function: dioxygenase activity. Lineage: Eukaryota; Viridiplantae; Streptophyta; Magnoliopsida; Brassicales; Brassicaceae.
UCCAAUUUUGAGAUAGAAUUUGACUAGCUACCUAGUUGGUCCUAGAAAAUUAGUAAGGAAAAAUCACAACAUGCAUUCCCACGUGGGCGGGUGUGGCCAUUACAGAUCAUAAGGGACAAAUUAAUCUAUGGGUAUCGAUGAAAACUAAUACUAUAGAACCAGUUGAUUAUAAAUAUUUCAUUGCAAAGAGUUAAUGACUUUAUAUAUGUUGUUAGAGCAAAGCGUUUUCCGUCAUUUGUCUUAAGUAUCUGAAAUGGCGACAAACUUCAAAUCCCUACUACCAGUUAUCGACAUCAGUCCUUUAGUGGUCAAAUGUGAUGAUUCGAACAUGGCCGAGGAUGCCGACGUGGCAAAGGUUGUGAGGAAACUGGACAAGGCCUGUCGGGAUGCCGGAUUCUUCUACGUAAUUGGUCAUGGAAUAUCGGAGGAUCUUAUAAAGAAGGUGAGAGUGAUGUCGAAUCAAUUCUUUGAGCUUCCUUAUGAAGAGAAACUUAAGAUCAAGAUUAGGCCAGCUGCUGGAUACAGAGGAUAUCAGAGAAUGGGACUAAACUUAACGAGUGGGAAACAAGACAUGCACGAAGCCAUUGAUUGUUACAAAGAGUUUAAUGAAGGGAAGUAUGGGAACCUUGGAAAGGUUUUGGAAGGGCCAAACCAGUGGCCAGAGAAUCCACAAGAGUACAAAGAGUUGAUGGAGGAGUAUAUUAAGCUCUGCAUAGAUCUUUCUAGAAAUAUCUUAAGGGGAAUCUCAUUAGCCCUUGGUGGAUCACCUUAUGAAUUUGAAGGAAAGAUGAUGAGAGACGACCCUUUUUGGAUAAUGCGUAUUCUUGGUUAUCCAGGUGUAAACCAAGAAAAUGUUAUCGGAUGUGGAGCUCACACUGACUAUGGCUUGUUGUCGCUUAUAAAUCAAGAUGAUGACAAAACUGCUCUUCAGGUGAGAGACUUGGCCGGCGAUUGGACACCAGUGAUUCCGAUCCCUGGAUCAUUUGUCUGCAACAUCGGUGACAUGCUAAAGUUUCUUUCUAACGGAGUUUACGAAUCCACACUUCAUAGAGUGAUCAAUAACUCUCCUCGAUACCGUGUUUGCGUCGGAUUCUUCUACGAGACUAACUUCAACGCGGUGGUGGAGCCAUUGGAUAUCUUCAAAGAGAAGUACCCAGUAAAAGGAACAUCUCAAGUUUUCAAAAGAAUUGUCUAUGGAGAGCAUCUGGUUCACAAACUGCAGACCACCUUUACAAAUUUAGUGGAACACAGUUAAUGUGGUUUGUUGGACUUUGGUUCACAAACUCCACACCACCUUUACAAAUUUAGUAGAACACAGUUAAUGUUGUUUGUUGGGCUUUGGUUCACAAACUCCACACCACCUUUGCAAAUUUAGUAGAACACAAUUAAUGUGGUUUGCUGGAGUUUGGUUCACAAACUCCACACCACCUUUGCAAAUUUAGUAGAACACAGUUAAUGUGGUUUGUUGUUAC